AAUUCCCCAAAAGGAUGUGGACACGGAUGGCACUGUGCAGACUGGCAGGGUUCCCACAACAUGCAUGCAAGCAAGCCUCCAUCACGAAACCAACCACUAAAAUACUAUAACUUAUUUUCUCAACUACUAGUUUUUCUUUUCUUUUGAGAAAAGAGUUGCUUUUCUUGUAGUUGAUGGUCCAAGCUCCUCAAACUCCAAGAGAAUAUACAAUAAUAUGUAUGAAUUUCUUUCUGGGAUUCUCACUGAUUUUGUGUAAUAGUUAAAUAAAAUUCAGAACAGCGCCGAAUAAUAUCUGUUGCCAAAAUUAAAGUAUGAACGUUGAACUGGUUGCCUAAAUCUGAUAGGUUGCUUCCCUUUAAACUAAGACAAAAACUAACUCAUGAGUUGAGUUUAAAACCAGGCCAUUCUGAUAAUAAUAACAAUAAUGAUAGUAUAAAAGCAAACACAAAAAGCAUGAUUGUUGACUACAGUCAAAGAGAAACUUACAAAAGCUUAAUCAAAGUUGGGUACUAGGCAUGCAUAUAUGAAAUAAUCAACUUGGAGAAGAGGUGGUUUGUCUUUUUAAUACCGUCUCUUUCAUGCAAUUUUGUCACUCUCAUUCUUGCUUGGUCCAUUAAAGGAAUGUACCUUCACUAGCCAAUACAUUUAAAAGUCACAGAAAUGUGGGGAUAGGACAAGUAUUUUUAUAUGGUAGAGAAAGAAAAGGGUAUGUGGCCUCUAGCAUAUAAUAAGAGAAAGGAUGGAAAUGAUGAUAACGUGAGAGGUUGGAGAAGAGCAUGGAUUGAACAAAAUGCUGAAGAGAGAGAGAGAGUGGUUUUGAGGCAAGGUGAUGAUGAUGGAGGAAUGUGGUUGGACUUAUUGAGUUUCACAUGAAGGCACGAGGUCCUCCAACUGCUACUGCCAAAGGAAAAGGAAGGGGGGGGGGGACGCCAUAAUCCAAUGUGCUACACCAACAAUCAUGCCCUUCUGUGGGGACUUCUUUUAUUCUAUAAUGUGGAACCAAAUCAUAAACUAAGCAAAACCAGGCAUGCAUUAUCAGAUAAUAUUUCACCAUCUCAGCAUAUAGUAUAAGUCUUUCUACAUUCUCCUACAGUUUACUAUAUUUGACAAUUCUUUGAGAGUAAAUUUGAUGUAUAUAUAUUAUCAUAGAUAGUGUGUAUUUCUUGGAAUUUGUGAUGUAGAUAAUAAGCCACUGAUCUGAGAGACAUUCCCAAGUUUAUACUAACUUACCAAGUCUCAGCAAAACUGUUGACCAUGUUCAUUCAGUCCAAAGGACAAAGGAACAGGCUCAGCCUCAUGCUCAAAUCAAAAUAUAGAAAUAAACUUCCAUCAGGCACUCUUGGAUGGCCUUUUAUCGGUGAAACUCUUGAGUUUGUUUCUUGUGCUUACUCUGAUCGCCCUGAGAGCUUCAUGGACAAGCGACGCCGCGUGUAUGGAAAGGUGUUUAAGUCACACAUAUUUGGAAGCCCCACAAUUGUUUCCACGGAUGCUGAUGUGAACAAGUUCAUACUGCAAAGUGAUGCAAAAGUUUUUGUUCCUUCUUAUCCCAAGUCUCUUACUCAGUUGAUGGGGGAGUCUUCUAUUUUGCUCAUCAAUGGAAGCCUUCAAAGGAGAAUACAUGGACUUAUUGGAGCUUUUUUCAAGUCUCAACAGCUAAAGGCUCAGAUCACCAGAGAUAUGCAAAAGUAUGUCAAAGAAUCAAUGUCUGGUUGGAAAGAGGACUGCCCCGUAUACAUACAAGACGAAACAAAAAAGAUUGCUUUUCAUGUACUAGUCAAGGCACUGAUUAGUUUGGAUCCAGGAGAAGAAAUGGAACUUCUCAAGAAACAUUUUCAGGAAUUUAUCUCUGGCCUCAUGUCUUUACCAAUAAAUCUACCAGGAACUAAACUUUAUCAAUCUUUGCAGGCAAAGAAGAAAAUGGUGAAAUUAGUGCGGAGAAUUAUCCUAGCUAAAAGAAAUAGUGGCCUUUGCAGAGUUCCAAAAGAUGUGGUGGAUGUGCUUCUCAAUGAUGCAAGUGAAAAAUUGACAGAUGAUUUAAUAGCAGAUAAUAUUAUUGAUAUGAUGAUUCCUGGGGAAGACUCAGUGCCAGUUCUUAUGACUCUAGCUACAAAAUAUCUAUCAGAAUGUCCAGCUGCUUUGCAGCAAUUGACGGAGGAAAAUAUGAAGCUUAAGAAAAUUCAAGAUCAGGUUGGUGAGUCCUUGUGUUGGAGUGAUUACCUAUCAUUGCCAUUUACUCAAACAGUGAUCACUGAAACUCUCAGAAUGGGAAAUAUCAUAAUAGGAGUAAUGAGAAAGGCCUUAAGAGAUGUUGAAAUAAAAGGGAACUUAAUACCAAAAGGGUGGUGUGUGUUUGCAAAUUUUAGAUCAGUUCAUCUAGAUGACAGAAACUAUGACUGUCCAUAUCAGUUCAAUCCAUGGAGGUGGCAAGACAAAGAUAUGAGCAGUUGCAAUUUCACUCCUUUUGGAGGGGGACAAAGGCUUUGCCCAGGCCUUGACUUGGCCAGGCUGGAAGCUUCCAUCUUCCUACACCACUUUGUCACUCAAUUUAGAUGGCAUGCUGAAGCAGAUGCAAUAGUGAACUUUCCCACAGUAAGAAUGAAAAGGAGGAUGCCUGUGAUGGUAAGGAGAGUGGAAUCUUAAAGCUUGGUUGGCCAAAAUGUGUGGAGCCACUUGUACCAAAGGAUAAAGAACAACCAUUCUAUGAAAAAAUACAAAAUCUGAAAUAAAAGAACAAGGGAGAGGGGGGACCAGAAAGAUUGGCUAAGGUGGACACACGUGUGGUGAACUGCAUAAGCUUUGUUUUUGUCUCCUUGCAUUAGUCUUCAACAUGAAGACGAUGGAAAGUUUCAUAUUGAGGGACCCUUAAAUUAGGUAGUAUUUACUUUUCACCAAUUUUUCUUUCCCAUUUUACCUAGUGUGGUAGGAAAAUAAAGGUUGAUUGUAAGGGAGAGCACUUUUAUCUUGUUUUUGAAUCAGAGUUUCUUUUGUCUGUUUUUUUUCUUUGUUAUGCACUACUUCUUUGUUCUUU
This is a messenger RNA of Vigna angularis (adzuki bean), 3028 nucleotides long. Its product is annotated as 3-epi-6-deoxocathasterone 23-monooxygenase CYP90D1. Bases 1255 to 2640 code for a protein of 461 amino acids. Gene Ontology annotation, molecular function: oxidoreductase activity, acting on paired donors, with incorporation or reduction of molecular oxygen, NAD(P)H as one donor, and incorporation of one atom of oxygen; heme binding; iron ion binding. The record is from RefSeq and is a predicted model, not a curated record. Gene Ontology annotation, biological process: multicellular organism development; brassinosteroid homeostasis; brassinosteroid biosynthetic process. The transcript is spliced from 9 exons. NCBI's taxonomy places the organism in Eukaryota, Viridiplantae, Streptophyta, Magnoliopsida, Fabales, Fabaceae.